This is a messenger RNA of Lolium rigidum, 1618 nucleotides long. RefSeq names its product protochlorophyllide-dependent translocon component 52, chloroplastic-like. The transcript has 9 exons. The record is from RefSeq and is a predicted model, not a curated record. Gene Ontology annotation, molecular function: chlorophyllide a oxygenase activity; 2 iron, 2 sulfur cluster binding. The coding region runs from base 1 to 1563 and encodes 520 amino acids. Lineage: Eukaryota; Viridiplantae; Streptophyta; Magnoliopsida; Poales; Poaceae.
AUGAAUCCCAUUUCCCUGCUCCUCAUCCCUGGCGCACGUCCCUCCCUCCUGCUCCCGCUCCGCACCUCCGCCUCGCCGCCCAACAGCGCCAGAGCAGCAGGCGCCGCCCGCCUCGCGCCCGCGCGGACGCAGCGCACUCGGCUGUCGCCCCCGGUCUCGGCCGUGGCGGCGGAGACACCGUCCGGUGUGAAUGACUCGGAGGGGCAGUUCGACUGGCUGGACCAGUGGUACCCGUUCGCUCCCGUGUGCGACCUCGACCCCGGCGCGCCGCACGGCAAGACGGUGCUGGGCCUCCGCGUUGUCGCCUGGUACGACCGCGCCGUCGACGACUGGCGUGUGUUCGACGACGCGUGCCCGCACCGCCUGGCGCCGCUCUCCGAGGGCCGCAUCGACGGCAAGGGCCGCCUCCAGUGCGUCUACCACGGCUGGUGCUUCGACGGCCGCGGCUCCUGUGUUUUCAUCCCGCAGGCCCCCGCCCUCGGCCCACCCGUGCACAAGAACAGCAAGGCGUGCGUGGCGUCGUACCCGAGCGUGGUGCAGAACAGCGUGCUGUGGUUCUACCCGAGGGCCGAGGCCGAGCACCGGGACGUGCUGCGGAGGAAGCGCCCGCCCUUCUUCCCGCAGAUCGACGACCCCUCCUACGACACCCACAUCAGGGACAUCCCCUACGGGUACGAUGUGCUGGUGGAGAACCUCCUGGACCCUGCCCACCUCGCCUACGCGCACAAGGGGUUGAUGAGGGACAAGCUUCGGAGCAAGGAAGAUCCCGGAAGAGUUGAGUUCGACGUAGAGGGCGGCCAGCCGGUGAAGAUGAAGAUAGAGGAGGCGAGCGUGGACGGGUUCCUGUCGCCGCAGGAGAACGGAGGCUACUACCGCUACACCGCGCCGUUCAUCAUCUGCAUCUCGUCUCUUUCCGGAGAGGCCGAGGGAGAGGAGAAGGAAAAGAAGAAACCUCAGUUCACGCAGGUGUUCAUGUGCAUCCCGGUGUCGCCGGGGAGGAGCAGGCUGAUCACCUCUUUUCCGAGGAGCGCAGGCGUCUGGCUCGACAAGAUCAUACCGCGGUGGUACCACCACAUGGGGGUGAACGUCGUCUUGGACUCGGACAUCUACCUCCUUCACGUCGAGGAUCGAAACUUGGCAGCCGCUGGUGCUGAGAACUGGCAUAAAGCCGUGUACGUGCCUACGUCGUCGGAUGGCAUGGUUAUCGCCUUCAGAAACUGGUUCAGAAAGCACUGCCAGAACCAGAUCGGUUGGGCUGCCCCAACUGUCGAUCAGCUUCCGGUGACUCCAACCAAAGACAAGCUCAUGGAGAGGUACUGCUCACACGUCGCCCAGUGCACGAGCUGCAGCGCGGCGCUGAAGGCUAUGAAGGCGCUGGAGGAGGUCCUGCAGGUCACGGCGGUCGCAGUUGUCGUGUUCCUCUCCGUGGCCAAGGGGACGACGGUCGUACAUAAAACCGCUGCCGCGUCCUUGGCCGUGUUGUGCUUCGCUGCGUCCCGCUGGCUCGCAAGCUUCAUCGAGAAGAACUUCUAUUUCCAGGAUUACAUCCAUGCUUACAAGUGAAGACAUAUUGUGUGUCAUUUGCUGAUAUGAUUCGAUGUAUAAACGAAAACUCAAA